AUGCUGAUACCUCCACAAUCAAUCAUCUUCCGCCACUCCCAGUACCUGACAUAUCCAUCCCUGAGUCUCUGCCAAAACACAAUCCUCAUACGCAUGCGCCCCUUCCUCUUCAACAUCCCCUCCACGGAUGAAUCGGCAGUAUAUGCAAUGUCCUCGCACCUCAUCCAUCACUUCCAUCAUCUGCUCGUCCCAUUCUUCUACGGCCUGCAACCGCCUCUGGAUAUCUGCGACCCAUUCGGCACCUCUUCCGUGGCCUCCACCUCUUCCGUGGCCUCCACCCUCCCCUCACCUCCGCCCCCACUCCUCUGCCACUCUUCAUCUGCACCGGUCGCAAAACACGCUGUCCGUCUGCCCGCAACUGCCCUCCUCCGCUCCAUCCAUGUGUUGACUUAA
Messenger RNA from Pseudogymnoascus destructans, 393 nucleotides. RefSeq lists its product as uncharacterized. The transcript has a single exon. Lineage: Eukaryota; Fungi; Ascomycota; Leotiomycetes; Thelebolales; Thelebolaceae. The record is from RefSeq and is a predicted model, not a curated record. Bases 1 to 393 code for a protein of 130 amino acids.